Papilio xuthus (Asian swallowtail) is the source of this 1167-nucleotide messenger RNA. NCBI's taxonomy places the organism in Eukaryota, Metazoa, Arthropoda, Insecta, Lepidoptera, Papilionidae. The record is from RefSeq and is a predicted model, not a curated record.
UUUAUUAAAGUAAUUAAAGUGAGACAUACAACACGUGACUUUGCACAACUUUGAUUUUAGUUUGAAACAUUCGAAUUCAACCAUUUUGUGAAUAAUUAAAAUGUGGUUAAAGUUACUACUACUGUCGAUUCUCUGCUGCAAUUCCAUAUUAACAACAUCCAUCGAUGUCGGUGGAGUGUUGUCAGGUAAUCGCAUGGCGGGCGUGCCUUUGGGCCGGUCGCUAGGCGACGGCGAGCUGGAUGUGGAAGGCAUAUGCGCGGAGGCAGGCAUGGCGUGCCAGAACUGCACCCAUGCAGUAACAUGUGUCCCACUACCGUAUGGCUACUUGAAGGUUCCCCUUCAAGUGUGCUCAAACGGACAGACAUGCAAUGCACACAAAGGAGGUUGUUCUGAGAAGGCGGUGCCUGAGUGUCAACCCGCAACACAGAAGCACAAACAUUCCUGUGAACAGGUGGGAAUCUUCCCGGACGCGUUUGACUGCCGCAAGUUCCACCUCUGCUCACCUGCUGAGGGUCUUCCUGAUGGUAGACCAGCGGACCACAGAGCAGCAUUGUGUCCAAGACACUACGGAUAUAAUCCCCAGUACGCACAGUGUUCGAUUCGACUAUUGAACGGACAAUGCAGUGAUAAGCCUGUACCAGAUUGUAAAUCAGUGGGAGAAACUGGACCUUUACCAAAAAGUCCUAACCAUUACUAUGUCUGCCUUCUCAAACGAGGAACUUUACAUCCACAAGUAUUCAUCUGUCCACAUGGUUGGUACUUUUGGGAUGGAUUCUGCAGACCUGAACCACAAGAAACUGUAUCAACAGACGAUAAAGUAACUACAGAAAACGCAAAGAUAGAUAAUGGAUUUGUAGCGGAGACAACUACAGUGAAACCUACAACUAGUAAGAUUGAAGGAUUCUUUUCAACAGAGAAAGCGGCUACUUACGCUGCUGAUACGUUCUUAGCAGACAGAUUUGAUUUGAGUAACUAUGAAACAACUGACGAUGUUGUUCCACAAAACGAUUAUGCUAAUUCCUUUGAAAGUGGUACUGAUUUUUGGUAACAUAUCAUAUAAUAAUAUAAACAUAUUAAAGGUAAUAAUGAUACAUUAAAUAGAAGUUAAUCUAAUUGUAAUAGUUAUAUAGAAAUAGCUUUAAAUGUUAUUACAUGAAAUGAAUUAAA